AGCCUAUAUGUGAACUGCAACCCGGCGGACUCCUCCCCUCCCUGCUCCUCCCACCCCUCUCCAGACUCUAUAGUGCCUCCGCCUCAACGCAGCAUAGGGCACAGACAGAGCGGCUGCCUCUGCAAUGUCAGCGGCCGCACCGGCGGCAGCAGCAGCAGCGAGAACCCCGACCAAAGCCCAGAAAUCGUCACGCAGCUAGGUUCCCCCGAAGAACGCAGCUGUCCCUGGGGCUAGGAUUAGCCAACCUGCUGCCCAUCUCCUCCUUUCAUCCAGGAGACAACGUGACCCCCCGGAGUCUGGCUGUCCCGAAGGACACCCCGCAGAAGGAAGCACGACUUUGCAGGGAGGAGGGGGAACAGCUCCGGAAUCUCCCACCUCUCCCCCACCCAACCUCCUCCUCGGCAGCGCCUGCCCGCAGUCUUUCUCCUUUCCUCCGGCUCGCCCACUCUUGAGACAAGCUCUCCCUCGGAAGCCGGCGAAGAGCCCCGAGGAUCGCACAACAAAGAAGAGUCAGGAAUUAGGAAACAGGAAACCUGCCUGUAGACGCUGCAGAGACUAGAAGAUAGCACGACCAUCUCUGCCCCCACCCCCGCUAAGCAACACUUUCCCCUCCACCCUCUCUCACCCCUCGCCCCCAUCUUCCUUCCCGUCUGGGCUGCCCAGCUAUUGAUCAACCUCUGAGUGCCCUGAGAGGGAAGGAGACUCCUCGCUUGCAGUACAGCCAUCCUCUCUCUCCCCUCAGAGGGGGGAAAGAAAUAGAAGGGAGGAGAGAAGAGAGAUAAUCAUAUGACCGUGGUAAUAAAUAACCCGAAGAGAGACUGUCCUGCUAGCUCAGAUGCUGCAAUGCUGCCAGCUCUGAAUGUGGGGAGAGGCAGUCUCUGAGGGAGCCGCCACUGCCGGCCCCCAUCUCUUGCGCAGCCCCAGGAACCACUGCUCCAGCUUUCUUCCCCUGGGCGUCCGAGCCCUGCAGCGCAAGCUGCUUUCCUUCCCGGCUGGCUAACAGCAGAGAGAAAAGACGCAAGUUGUCCUGUGGCAGCAGCAGCAGCAGCAGCCAAGGCAGCUAGACGUCCAGCUUCUAGCCGCCCGUCAGUCCUCUAGCCCCGCGUCCCCGCCCCUCCGCGCCGCGCUGCGCCGCGUGUACACCUCCCCUCGCCUACACAGCUCCACUGGGUUAGCGCGGACUCCGCUGUUGGUGCUGCUUGCUCCAGGUCCGCAGCCGGAAAAGAAGUCAAGUCAAUCGCCCGGCUCUAGAUAAGAGUGGGCGCUUUUCUCUCCGCUCUCCCGAGCCACAGAAGAUUAAAAUGGCCACUCUACUCCGGAAAAUCGGGCUUAUCCGGCUACACAACCGGGACACUGAGGACCCCAAACAUCACCACAACCAUCUCCACAGCAGCAGCCAGCACGGCCGCGGCGGCGGCGGCGGCUCCUCGCUGAGGGGCAAAGGCAACCAGAAGAACCACAGUAACAAGCAGCAGCAGAAUGCUCCGGGAGGAGUGGGCGGCUGCAGCGGCGGCAGCAGCGGUGGCGGUAACGAAGGCAGCCCAGGGCAUUCCAAGAACAAGAGAGCGCUGGAGCUGGCUAACAAGGACAAGCAGCUGCAGCAGCAGCAGCAGUCCAGCGCUGGGGGCCACAAGGAGAAGCAGGCAAGCGCCAGGGAGAACCAGUCCACUAAGGAAUCCAAGCAGCAGCCCGGAGGUGGCGGGGGAGGUGGCCGCAGUGGCGGCGGGAAGGGCUCCUCUCAGGUGGCCCAGAAUCCAGCGGCCGGCAGCCUGGCGCCGAUGGGGCGGGGGCAGCCUGGCACCCAGGUGAGGAGCAGGCGGCUGAUGAAGGAGCUGCAGGACAUCUCCCGGCUGAGCGAUCGCUUCAUCUCUGUGGAGCUGGUGGACGAGAGCCUCUACGACUGGAACGUGAAGCUGCACCAGGUGGAUAAGGACUCGGUGUUGUGGCAGGACAUGAAGGAGACCAACACCGAGUUCAUCCUCCUCAACCUCACCUUCCCUGACAACUUCCCCUUCUCACCGCCCUUCAUGCGUGUGCUCAGUCCCCGGCUAGAGAACGGCUAUGUGCUGGACGGGGGAGCCAUCUGCAUGGAGUUGCUCACCCCCCGGGGCUGGUCCAGCGCCUACACUGUCGAGGCUGUCAUGAGGCAGUUCGCUGCCAGUCUGGUGAAGGGCCAGGGCCGAAUCUGUAGAAAAGCUGGCAAAUCAAAAAAAUCCUUCAGUCGCAAGGAAGCGGAAGCAACAUUUAAGAGUUUGGUGAAGACUCAUGAAAAGUAUGGUUGGGUCACCCCUCCGGUCUCUGAUGGCUGAUGUUUGAAACCCUUGCAUUAGACGCUUAAAAACAAAACAAAACAAAACACACAAAUACUAUGACAUCUCCUCAGUGCUGUACAUCCACUCAUCCUUUUCUACGUCAGCUUCUGUUAGAUACUGUACCAUGAAUGUCAAGGAGACAUUUAAGUUAUUUAUGAACAGAUGUGUUUACAGGAAGAGAAAAAGGGAGGGAGAGAGUUGGGUAGAAAAACUACUGUUUAGGAUUAUGUUUCAAUAAUAAAUGGUCAUCUUGAAGUCGCUGUAGAGUGAAUGUUGAGACGCUAUCAUUUCCUUUCAUUCCCCUUCCUUCCAUCGAGUCCACAUUGUCUUCACCUUCUUGCCAUGACAGCUGCACCAAAGAGCAGGGAUGGAAAAAUCUGUCCAUUUCUGCUCAGUCCAUUUCAAUGUAAAUGAAGCUGUUCAUCUUUACUAGAAAAGCAGUGCAUUGCAGGUACAUGUUUGCUGUGCUCUUUAUCUUCAUUUUGUUUUCUAGCAAAUCAACGUAACUUGAAGAUUUGUCUUUAUGUGAAGCUAUGAUCUGCUGUGACUAAAUUUAGACCUCAUUUGUGAUCUUUAUGACCUUUUGCCUCAUAAGAAAAAAUAAAAAUUCUGACAUUGCCAGGUCCUUGUGGAAUAGGAUCAUCUGUGAGGUGAACUUGCCCAUUUGGUCAAAAUGUGCUCUCUAUGCUGAUUUUGUGGUAUGCUGUUGUUCACAAACCAACUGAGGCCAUUAGAGAGAAAGACUGAUGAUAACUUAUGAUAAAAACUGCAGCCUGUGCUUCAGGAUGGGAUUCAAAGUCAUUAAAUGAGAGUAGAAUCAGAAUAGGGUUGUUUUGUUCUUUUACUGGUAUGUUGCAGUAUUGCUAUGACAGCAGAUUUGUUUGUUUGCCUGUCAGCUUUCAACCGGCAAUCCAUACACGAAAAAGUAUGUCAAUUUACAUUCACAAAACUUAAUAUGAUAUUUUAAAUCAUGUGCCAGUGGAUGUGAAAGUCAGAGCUUCAAAAAAGUAAAAAUAAGUGAAUUGUAAGACGAUUUGCAUGGCUGGAUUUUUUUUUUAACUGAAUAGUCAUUGUAUGUACUUUGAUCCCAAUAUGUGAGAGAACCCACUGCUGUAUAUAAAUGUCCUGUUAUUUAAUCUUUGGGAUUUCAUUUUUCUCUUCUGUUAAGUUACAUAGAACUUUCUUCAAAAAAAAAAAACUCCAAGAAAGCAAGAAAUAAUGUUUAUAGUGAUCUGUGCAAAGAGGUUUAAAAUGGUGAUUUCAAAUGGAAAAUAUUAUUGGACUCAUUUUAAAUAAAAUCACCCAUACCUGUUA
Molecule: messenger RNA, 3626 nt
Organism: Monodelphis domestica (gray short-tailed opossum)
Lineage: Eukaryota; Metazoa; Chordata; Mammalia; Didelphimorphia; Didelphidae
Gene: UBE2QL1
Product: ubiquitin conjugating enzyme E2 QL1
Source: RefSeq, a predicted model, not a curated record